This is a messenger RNA of Acanthosepion pharaonis, 2733 nucleotides long. Lineage: Eukaryota; Metazoa; Mollusca; Cephalopoda; Sepiida; Sepiidae. The record is from the annotation of a GenBank genome assembly.
AUGUGUGGCGAAAAAUUCCUCACAAGCUGUGCAAGAGGCCUCUGGGUUCUGACCCCUCAGUUCAUCUAUGACAGUGCCAAAAAGGGUGCCUGGGUUGUAGAAUACGAUUAUGAGUGGACAGCCUCCAAAGCUGAGCCAAAGGAUUCUUCUCAAGUGCAAAUGUGCCAGGCCCCUUCUCGCUGGCGGAAAAUUGUGAAGCAGUCAAAGUGUCAUGCCUUUCACCAGUGGAAAGUGGCCAUUCUGGUAAAAAAUCACAAGAAAAGAAAAAUUUAUCACCGUUUGCUUUGCUAUGGAGGUGCUGUGUUGUACAUGUUAAAGUUGCCGAUCAAGAACGUACAGAAAGUGAGCGGAACUGUCACACACAUUUUUGUGGACUCCAGCUUUUGGGAAGAUGUUGUCGUUCUGCAGAAAAAUGGAAUUCAGUGUCUUCAUGUUACUUACAUCCGAGACUACCUCAUCAAGGACAGCCCCCCGGAUCUGUCCCGUUACAAACUAUGCAGAAGCGGUCGGUGGAAAGUGUGUGUUGGGCUUAAGCGUAAAGUUCCACUCAGCUCCACUUUGGAAUCUGUGUUGACUUGCAGGAAGUACUUACGGCUUACCCAACAGACAAAUGGAUGGCAGCCUCUCUCUUUUGCUAAUGGACUUAUUGUGAACACUGACCAACACAAGGUGUCUGACUCUGUAUCCUGCAUCCCUAUGCAAGGCUCCCUGGCAGAAAUGAUUCACUGUUGCUUGGAGGAGGAGUUCAAUUACCACGAAGGGCUAAUAAUGGCACUGAAUUUCAUCUCAGCUGGGGCCUAUCUACCUCCACAGACCUGUUAUUUCUUCAUGAAGGACAUUCUCUUGAAAAACAAAAGUGCUGAUCUGAAUUUGUUGUGUUAUGAAGUCCUGAUGAAAAACCUUAGUUUGUUUCCCCCUGGCCCUCAAUUUGGGGCCAGUCGACAGAUCUACCUGCAAACAUUACUUGAAGCGGAAAGGAAUGGCCAUUACAAUAGCAAGUGGGAAUUUUUAAAAGAUGUCAUUAUGACAUCCUUACAAGUGGACAAGGCAGGGCCUGACCAUGACAUGUCUGAGGGCAGUCUGCUUUUACUCAAGUUUUUAUUAGCAGUAUUUGAACAGGAUUUCAGUGAACACAUGAAAAGCCGGAAGCAACAUGCCAAUAAUGAAGGCAUCAAAGUGCCCCCAUGCCUAUUACAAUCGGUCAUGUGGGGCUCCAGUUAUGGGCAGACAGUCAAUAAAUCAUGUACGGAGUUGAAGGACUUUCUACGCAAAGUCCUUAAUGUAGAUCUUCCAGAAUUAUACAGAAAAGAAGUUCUUUCGUUGGUACUGAGCCUGAUCUCAAUGGUGGCUGAAUAUCUGCGUCAAACAUGUCUGCCUGUCAACUCUUCCCUCAAAGACUACCUCAGUUUACCGCUCCAGGGAAUGAAGCUCAACCUUUUCAUUCAUGAACUUGGCAAAGAAAUCUAUUAUGGCUGCCAAGAAGACCUCUCCAAAUUCGAUCUUGUUCUCAGCGAGUUCAAUCUUCCCUGGUUGGCAAUGUCAGUGUCCUACGUUCUUGCCCAGUCUUUCCAUGACACAAUGGACUUGUACUGUGAGGGCAUUGGAAACACGUUCACUUUAUCGGCACUCAUUAAGAAAUACCUCUCAAUCUUAUGUUGCAUCAAUUAUCAGUUGACGGAGAAUCACAAUCCAAUACAGAAAGGAACGAGAAAAGAUCCAAUCAGCACCACGAAUGAACAAAUGAGCACGUGUGGCAACAAUCUGACCAGCACACCACUGAAAUCAAGAAACCAGCCUAACCACGUAUCACCUCCUGACCUGUCUCCGGUUGGGAAGUCGUCUUUAACGAGACGGCAAAUCAUGAAUAUCAAUAAAAAGAAUCAUAAAGGGGAAACUCUGCUACACCUUGCCUGUAUGAGGAACAGUGUCGAUAAAGUCCGGGAGCUUCUCAAAAUCCCAGGAAUUGAUGUCAAUGCCAGUGAUAACAACGGAUGGACGCCCCUCCAUGAGGCAUGUAACCACAAUAACCCAGAGUGUGUCAUGGAACUUUUAAACUUUCAGCCUGUCAGAACGAUUAACACGUAUUUCUCUCCAGAGAUCAAUUGCUUGUUCUUAGAUUUUUUAAAUUUCUUUCUUCUUUUUCUUUCUUCUUUUUUCUUCUUUUCUUUCUUCUUUUUUCUUCUUUUUCUUUCUUCUUUUUUUUCUUUUUCUUUCUUCUUUUUCUUUCUUCUUUUUCUCUUCUUUUUUUCUUUUUCUCUUCUUUUUUCUUUUUCUUUCUUUUUUCUUUUUCUCCUUUUUACUUUUUCUUUCUUUUUUCUUUUUCUUUCUUCUUUUUUCUUUUUCUUUCUUUUUCUUCUUUUUUCUUUCUUUUUUCUUUUUCUUUCUUCUUUUUUCUUUUUCUUUCUUCUUUUUUCUUUCUUCUUUCUUCUUCUUCUUCUUUCUUCUUCUUCUUCUUCUUCUUUCUUCUUCUUCUUCUUUCUUCUUCUUCUUCUUCUUCUUUCUUCUUCUUCUUCUUUCUUCUUCUUCUUUCUUCUUCUUCUUCUUCUUCUUCUUCUUCUUCUUUCUUUCUUCUUCUUCUUUCUUUUUUCUUUUUUCUUCUUUUUCUUUCUUUUUUUUUCUUUCUUUUUUCUUUCUUUUUUUUCUUUUUCUUUUCUUUCUUUCUUUCUUUUUCUUUCUUUUUCUUUCUUUCUUUUUUUUUCUUUCUUUCUUUUUCUUUUUUUCCUUCAGAUGUAG